AUGCCUCAACUUCUUAACAGCAUACUCAAUGUGAGCAAGGUUUUCCAGAACUAUGCUGAACAUCAUGGGGUAGGUGCUUCACUGAGCAAAAAGGAUUUGAAGCAGCUGCUCCUCACUGAGUUUGGAGACAUCCUUCGGAGACCGAAUGAUCCAGAGACUGUGGAAAUCAUUCUGGAACACUUGGACCGAGACAGAAAUGGAUAUGUUGAUUUUCGUGAAUACCUCCUGCUGGUGUUCCAAUUGGUCCAAGCCUGCCAUCAUAAGCUAGAUAGUAAGUUGUGGGGAGCUAGAACCACCUCCCAGAAAGAGCAUGAUCAGGAAGAAACACAGAGCCAUAAAUUUUCAGAAAACACAGGCAGACGACAUAGGCAGAGGGAUGAAGAAGAACGGCACCACUCUCACCACAGUCAGCCUGGGGGACAACGUCAAAAUGUCCAACAUGGUCAGUCUCAGAGACAAGGUAAGGACUCUGAGAGACAUGAUACAGAUCCUCACUACAGUCAGUCAGAGACAUUCCAUGGGGACUCCCACUUUGGUCAUUCUGAGAGACAAGACACAGAUUAUAGCUCAGAUCAGUCUGAGUCAGACGAUCAAUCUAGCUCUAGUCAAAGACUGGGUUAUAAAUCUAGUCAUGACCAGCCCAAAGGUCAAGGACAUAUCUUUGCGUUAAAUCAAUCUGAGAACCCUGAGCAAGCUUCUCAUUAUGGUCAGUCUAAAACAUUUGGACAACAAAGCAGCCAUGGCCAGUCUGGAAGACUCCGAAAAGAUUCUUAUUCUAGUCAAACCAGUCAACAAGAAUCUGAUUCUUAUGAACAAUAUGGAAGUCAGCACCAGAAAUCAGGCCACAGUCAGAAAGAAAGACAAGGCCAGAAUUCUCAGUAUGGCCAGACAAAAACAAAAGGACAUAGUUCAUACCAUGAGCAGACAGAUGGACAAGGCCAGAGUUUCCAUUAUGACCAGAAAGGCAGACAAGGCCAGGGUUUCCAAAGUGGUCAGAAAAGCAAGCAAAGCCAGAGUCCUUACCAGGGUCAGAAGGGCAGACAAGACCAGAGUUCCUACCAGGGUCAGAAGGGCAGACAAGACCAGAGUUCCUACCAGGGUCAGAAGGGAAGACAAGACCAGAGUCCUCACCAGGGUCAGAAAGGCAGACAAGACCAGAGUCCUCACCAGGGUCAGAAAGGCAGACAAGACCAGAGUUCCUACCAGGGUCAGAAGGGCAGACAAGACCAGAGUCCUCACCAGGGUCAGAAAGGCAGACAAGACCAGAGUCCUCACCAGGGUCAGAAGGGCAGACAAGACCAGAGUUCCCACCAGGGUCAGAAGGGCAGACAAGACCAGAGUUCCUACCAGGGUCAGAAGGGCAGACAAGACCAGAGUUCCUACCAGGGUCAGAAGGGCAGACAAGACCAGAGUUCCCACCAGGGUCAGAAGGGCAGACAAGACCAGAGUCCUCACCAGGGUCAGAAAGGCAGACAAGACCAGAGUUCCCACCAGGGUCAGAAAGACAGACAAGGCCAGAGCUCUCACCAGGGUCAGACAGGCAGUCAAGACGAGAGUUCACAUUGGCAUCAGACAGACAGACAAGACCAGAGUUUUCGUUUUGGUCAGACAGGUGGACAAGGCCAGAGUUCUCACCAGGGUCAGACAGACAGUCAAGACCAGAGUUCACACUGGCAUCGGACAGACAGACAAGACCAGAGUUUUCAUCUUGGUCCGACAGGUGGACAAGGCCAGAGUUCUCAUGAGGGUCAGAUAGACAGUCAAGACCAGAGUUCACAUUGGCAUCGGACUGACAGACAAGGCCAGACUUUUCAUUAUGGUCAGACAGGUGGACAAGGCCAGAGUUCUCAUGAGGGACAGACAGACAGUCAAGGCCAGGAUUCACACUGGCAUCAGUCAGACAGACUAGGCCAGAGUUUUCAUUAUGGUCAGACAGGCAGAAAUGACCAGAGUUCUCACCAGGGUCAGACAGACAGUCAAGGCCAGAGUUCAUAUAGGCAUCAGACAGACAGACAAGGUCAGAGCUCUUACCAGGGUCAGAAAGGCGGACCAGGCCAGAGUUUACACCAGGGUCAGACAGACAGACAAGACCAGAGCUCUUACCAGGGUCAGAAAGGCAGACCAGGCCAGAGUUCAUACCAGGGUCAGAAAGGGGGACAAACCCAGAGUUCAUACCAGGGUCAAACAGGCAGACAAGGCCAGAGCGCUCACCAGGGUCAGACAGACAAUGAAGACCAGAGUUCACAUUGGCAUCAGACAGACAGACAAGGCCAGACUUUUCAUUAUGGUCAGACAGGUGGACAAGGCCAGAAUUCUCACCAGGGCCAGACAGACAGUCAAGGCCAGAGUUCACACUGGCAUCAAUCAGACAGACAAGAUCAGAGUUUUCAUUUUGGUCUGACAGGCAGAGAAGGCCAGAGUUCUCACCAGGGUCAGAUAGACAGACAAAGCCAGAGUUCUCACUGUGGUCAGUCAGAGACUGGAAAAACUGAAAUUCAAGGGCAAAACAGGCACUUUCAAGGGACUGAUAGAACAAGAAGACAAUCUGGAACGUCAGGAAAGCUAAGUCAACAGAAUUCAAGAGAAGAAGUGACUCAAACCCAGAGACAAAGAUCCCAGGAUAGAAGGGAGCAGCAAAUCCAGCACCAGGCCUGGAAGCCUACAGAAGAGAAUCAACACAAAUUCUUAGCUCUGGUACAGCAAGAGCCAUACUCCCAUGAAGAGUAUGAUUGGCAAUCACAGAGCAGCGAGCAGGACCUCUGGGAAGAGGAAGAGCAUCAAGACUGGGAUAGACACAGUGUUGAGGAUCAGGAACAUCUGUAUGAGAUGCACAACUGGCAAGUUCAUGAAGAGGAACAAAGCCACCAAACAAGUGAUAGGCAAACCCAAGUAGAUGAGCAGAACCAGCAAAGACGACACAAGCAAACUCAUGAAGAAAAUCACGAUCAUCAACAUGGUAGCGAUCAUAAAGAUGAACAAAAUCACAGAAGACAAGACCAUCAUCAACAAUGGGAUAAACAAACCCAUGAAGAAAAUGAGAAGUAUCAAGGAGGCCAAGACCAAUCCAGAAGUUUCCCCAACAGAGAAAAAUUCCACAUGAGUGAAGAUGAUCAGUGUGAGGGGCCCCAGGGAAGACAUUUCCAUUCAACUCAUGUUGAUGGAAGGUCCCAAAGAAGAGAAAAAUCUGGAAACCACCCUACCAAAUCAGCCAACUCCUCCAGCCCUUUCUAUGACUAUGUCCAAGAGCAGGCAGCAUAUCAGCACUAG
Apodemus sylvaticus (European woodmouse) is the source of this 3267-nucleotide messenger RNA. RefSeq names its product repetin (gene Rptn). Gene Ontology annotation, molecular function: calcium ion binding; transition metal ion binding. Gene Ontology annotation, cellular component: cornified envelope. NCBI's taxonomy places the organism in Eukaryota, Metazoa, Chordata, Mammalia, Rodentia, Muridae. The transcript has 3 exons. The coding region runs from base 1 to 3267 and encodes 1088 amino acids. The record is from RefSeq and is a predicted model, not a curated record.